AUGCAGCCAUUCUUGUCUUUGAGCCUCUUUGAGAGUGUCUUCCGCCCGCCAGAGAGCUCGUGGAUGAUUGAGGACAACACCCUUCAGUUCACUCUCGCCAAGUCCUUGCCUGUGAGAACUCCUGACGUGCUCGUCCACCAACUUGCUGUCGUCUUCCCGGUCGCCCUGACUUGGAUACGACGAGCCAUGCAGGGUCGAGCAUGGCAUGCAGUCUUUCAAGGGCAUGAGAAUCUCAACGGAAGUCAAAUCAGAAUGAUCGAGUCCGACAUCCAUCUGGAGCAGCUAAGAACCAAGUAUCCUCAGCUACUCGUCAACGAGGUCACUCCCUCCUUUUCAUUGGCUUGA
This is a messenger RNA of Guillardia theta CCMP2712, 345 nucleotides long. RefSeq lists its product as hypothetical. NCBI's taxonomy places the organism in Eukaryota, Cryptophyceae, Pyrenomonadales, Geminigeraceae. The record is from RefSeq and is a predicted model, not a curated record. The transcript has 3 exons. The coding region runs from base 1 to 345 and encodes 114 amino acids.